Lodderomyces jiufengensis is the source of this 1944-nucleotide messenger RNA. Its product is annotated as MSW1. Bases 1 to 1944 code for a protein of 647 amino acids. Lineage: Eukaryota; Fungi; Ascomycota; Pichiomycetes; Serinales; Debaryomycetaceae. The transcript is spliced from 2 exons. The record is from RefSeq and is a predicted model, not a curated record. Gene Ontology annotation, cellular component: mitochondrial matrix; protein kinase CK2 complex; mitochondrion. Gene Ontology annotation, molecular function: tryptophan-tRNA ligase activity; ATP binding; protein kinase regulator activity. Gene Ontology annotation, biological process: mitochondrial tryptophanyl-tRNA aminoacylation.
AUGGCUAAUGAGGAAUAUGUGACGGAUUCAAGUUCCGAUUUUACAGAAUAUUGGAUAGAUUCAUUUUUAGGUAUAAAAGGAAAUGAAUAUUUUUGUGAUAUUGAUGAUGAAUAUAUAAGAGAUAGAUUUAAUUUAACAGGAUUAAAUCAAGAAGUUUCAAAAUUACCAACACUAAUAGAUAUUAUUACUGAUGUAAUAGAUAUUGAUUCACAACCUGAAGAACAUAGAGAUGUUUUAGAACAUAAUGCAAGAAUAUUAUAUGGUUUAAUACAUGCAAGAUAUAUCUUAACUACAAGAGGUUUAAAUAAAAUGUUUGAAAAAUUCCGUAAUGGAGAUUUUGGUUAUUGUCCAAGAGUACAUUGUCAAUUAAAUCCUUUAUUACCAAUAGGUCUUAAUGAUCAACCAAGAAUGGCAAGUGUAAAAUUAUAUUGUUCAAAAUGUGAAGACCUUUACAAUCCAAAAUCAGGUAGACAUUCAGUAAUAGAUGGAGCAUAUUUUGGUACGUCGUUUCCUGCAAUGUUCUUUCAAAAUUUCCCCAAUAUGAUUCCAAUACAUUCAAAAGAUACUUAUGUUCCAAGAGUAUUUGGAUUUAAAUUACAUGAAUAUUCAAAAUUAAAUAGAUGGAGAGAAUUACAAAGAUUAAAAUUAGAAAGAAGAUUAAUGAAAAAUGGUAUACAAAUAAAUAAUGUUGUUGGUGGAUUUAUAAUGGAUACAAAUAAUGGUGGGAAUGGUAAUAAUUAUAAUAAUAAUAAUAAUAAUAAUCUUAAUACGAAUUAUACCGAUAACGUAAUUCAAUCAAUAAUGAAAUGUACUCCAAAAUCUAUACGGCAAGCGCAGUCAUCAUUUAUAAGGCUCCUGUCAACCACCGCCAAAUCAACAAUUCAACAAAUCGGUCAAUAUGAAACACUCCCUAAAAAUUCAAGAGUAUUUUCAAUGAUUCAACCAACUGGUAAAAUUCAUUUAGGUAAUUAUUUAGGUGCUGUAAAGAGUUGGAGAACUUUAUCAGAUAAUAAUCCAGAAAGUAAAUUUAUAUUUGGAGUUGCUGAUUUACAUGCAUUUACAAGUUUUAAACCAGGUUCAGAAUUGAAAGAUUUUAGAUAUCAAGCAAUUGCAAGUUUAUUAUCAAGUGGGUUAGAUAUAAAUAAAUGUAUAUUAUAUUUCCAAUCAUCAGUACCUGAACAUCUGGAAUUAAAUUGGUAUCUUACUUGUUUUACAAGUAUGGGACAACUAAACAGAAUGACUCAAUGGAAAUCAAAAUCUCAACAAAACCAAUCAAGUUCAAUAGUUGAUGAAAAAGUAAUGGAACAAACUAAAGCUGGUGUUUUCUGCUAUCCUGCUUUACAAGCAGCUGAUAUUUUAUUAUAUAAAUCAACUCAUGUACCUGUUGGAGAUGAUCAGACUCAACAUUUAGAAUUAACAAGAAAUAUUGCUAAAAUUUUCAAUCAUGCUUAUGGUGUGGAUUAUUUCCCCUUACCUAAUACUUUAUUAACACCUGCUAAAAAGAUAUUAAGUUUAAAAAAUCCAGAAAAAAAAAUGUCAAAAUCAGAUCCAAUUCAAAGUUCUUGCGUUUAUGUAACUGAUACUCCAGAAGAAAUUAAAUUCAAGAUUAAAAAAGCAACAACAGAUUCAAUACAAGGUGAAUGGGAAUAUGAUCCAAUAAAAAGACCAGGAAUUUCAAAUUUAAUAAAUAUAAUAUCAGGAUUAAGUGAUAAAUCUAUAAAAGAAUGUUUAAUUGAAAUAAAGCAUUUAAAAGAUCAUAAACAAUUAAAAGAUUACGUUAGUGAAUUAAUUAUAAAUGAAUUUAAUAAUAAAAGACAAUUAUAUGAUGAAUUAUUACAAAAUAAAGAUUAUCUUGAUGAAAUUAGUUCAAAGGGAAGAAUUCAAGCUAGAGAAAUUGCUUCGAAAAAUAUUAAAGAAAUUAGAAGUAUUAUUGGAAUGGAUUAA